GAAACGCCCACAUUUUCUUUCUUAUGCUACUUUUUUGUAACGCCGGUAACAGUUUAUUAGGACUGUGGAGUUUAUUCCUGCCUUUCGAUCCAGUGGGAUCUACGCUAUCCAGUUGUCAGCCACUGCUGAUCUGAACGACAGCACACGGUGGAGCUGCCCGAGCUUUGUGAGUCAGAGGGGCAAGAGAAAGAGGGAGCUGGUUUUCAGUCCCAUGUGCGAAGACCGAAGCGAGAAGGAAGUCAAACACGGCAAGGAUCUGGAUAACGAGUGAGCGCUGACAGCCAUUACUUGCUGGCACUUGGCAUUUUGGUGAAACUGUGAGAGAGAAGAGAAGAGCUUCACAACUGCUGGGCCUUCACAGAUAGCACCGCUUUCUCGAGUAGCCCGGCCUCAAGGAGCAGCCCUUCCUUUGCCUGCACCCCCACCCUUCUCAAGCAGCCCCGCCUCCUCGAGUAGCCCCGCCUUCACGGACGCCUCAUGGCACUGCUUGUCCACCUGCUGGCCUGCGCCUUCGGGCUGGGCUCCUGGGUGGCCAUCAAUGGCCUGUGGGUAGAGCUCCCCCUGAUCGUCAACGAGCUGCCAGAGGGCUGGGAGCUGCCCUCCUACCUGACGGUCAUCAUCCAGUUGGCCAACCUGGGCCCCCUGCUGGUCACUCUCAUGCACAAGCUCCGGCCGGGCCGGCUGAACGAGCGGGCGGUCAUCUACGCCAUCCUGACCGUGGGCAUCCUGGCCUGCUUCCUCCUGGCCUUCUUCUGGAGGGAGACCACGGUGGUGGCUGGCGCGCCACGCAGCACCGCCUUCCUGAUCAUCACCUUCUUCCUGUCUCUGGUAGACUGCACCUCCUCCGUCACCUUCCUGCCCUUUAUGAUGCAGCUGCCCCCCGAGUACAUCACCACCUACUUCAUCGGGGAGGGGCUCAGCGGCUUCGUCCCCGGCCUGGUGGCCCUCGGCCAGGGCGUGGGCAUCUCCAAGUGCGUCAACGUCACGCACUCCUUCGACAACAGCACGGAAGCCCUCAAGGACCCCUACGCCAUACAGACCCAGUACCUCUCGGAAAACUUCUCCACCGAGGUCUUUUUCUUUUUCUUGUCCGCCAUGAUGGCCAUCAGCCUGGUGGCCUUUGUCCUCCUCAACCGGGUCCCUCGAAUGUUCCAGCUGUCCUCCGAAAACCUGGUGGGUGACUCGGUGGCCUCCGUCUCCUCCGGCCUGGACAACCCGGCAGCAGAGGGUGUCCCCGUGGAGAGGGGGGGUGAGGAGGCAGGCCAGUCCAGGCCUCUGUUGGCCAAGCCAGGCUACACCGUCUCCAAGCUGGCCUUCAUCUACUUCCUGGUGGUGUGGGUGAACGGGCUGACCAAUGGGCUGCUGCCGUCAGUGCAGACGUACUCCUGCAUGUCGUACGGGAACGUGGCGUAUCACCUCUCCGCGGCGCUGGCGUCCAUGGCUAACCCCGUGGCCUGCCUCAUUGCAAUGUUUCUUCCCAAAAGGUCGUUGGUGUUCCUGGGCCUGCUGUCGCUGGUGGGGACCGGUUUUGGGGCCUAUAACAUGGCUAUGGCGGCACUGAGCCCCUGCCCCCUGCUCCAGGGCUCUGCUGCCGGCGAUGCAAUCAUUGUGCUGUCCUGGAUCUUCUUUACCGGGACCCUGUCCUACGUGAAGGUGAUGGUCGGGGUGAUUCUGCGGGACGAGAGCCACAGCGCGCUGGUCUGGUGCGGCGCCGCGGUCCAGGCGGGGUCUAUGGUCGGAGCCCUGACCAUGUUUCCUCUGGUCAACGUGUAUCACCUGUUCCAUUCUGGGGACAUCUGCACCGUCAAAUGCCCGUUGUGAUGGUCAGUAUAUUCCACGGACUUGAUACGCCACGGGCUGGCAUGGAGGAGGUGUGGUCGGAGCACUGGACUCUGGGACUGGGGGUGUUCACGAGUUUGAAUCCUAGCUGCAACAUUGCUGUUAUGCCCUCUAACAAGGCACUUCACAUUUGUGGCUCCCAUGAAAAUUGACUUGUGGGCGGCAAAAAACAAGAUAUUUUAUGCUCCCUCUGUAAUGUUAUUGUCUACAUUGUAAAGUCUAUUUACAUUUUUAUAUGUAUAAAUUAUGCACUCGUCCUUUCUUAAACGGUUAUGGAAUCAUAAUAUACAGGAUAAAAACCUGAAUGAAAAAUGGAAAUUCUUUUGUCUGUGGCACAAUUUGAACUCAAAUUAAGAGAUUUGUUUAUGUUCCAAUAUGCACUAAUGCGGGGUUUUUUUUGGCAUGUGACAGUAUUUUCAGAAAUAAAUAUUGUCCAACUGAUUUACUUUAAAUCACCUGGAAACGGUGAGUGAUGUGACUUCUGAUUUGUCAACACUAGAGGGCGUCAUUACACCAUUGACGGUCAAACGAUACCCAUGGACAAAAUAAACACUUGCACCAUCUUCCGA
Messenger RNA from Anguilla rostrata (American eel), 2408 nucleotides. It is a transcript of the gene slc52a3-1, whose product is annotated as solute carrier family 52 member 3-1. Gene Ontology annotation, cellular component: plasma membrane. Bases 478 to 1821 code for a protein of 447 amino acids. The record is from RefSeq and is a predicted model, not a curated record. The transcript has 4 exons. Lineage: Eukaryota; Metazoa; Chordata; Actinopteri; Anguilliformes; Anguillidae. Gene Ontology annotation, molecular function: riboflavin transmembrane transporter activity. Gene Ontology annotation, biological process: riboflavin transport.